AUGGCUGUCAAGGAAUUACUUAAUCAAGCUUCAGGGUAUGGUGUCCUGGUAGGUGUUGGUGCUCUGUUUGCCAUUAUGGUGCUAAUCAGUACCAGGCUGAUGAAAAAGUACCUGAAUGAGAACACGGGUAACACCGAGAUGUUCACUGUUUGUAACAGAUCGGUCGGUGUCGGGUUGGCUUCGUCUGCUAUCAUGUCCUCCUGGAUGUGGGCUACUGUGUCUAUUUGGUCUGUCCAAAUGGUGUUUAGUUAUGGUGUGGCAGCAGCCUACCAUUACGCUUCUACUUCCUCUGUGCAGGUUGUGUUCCUGAUGUUGGCUGGUAUUGAAUGUAAGAGGAAGAUUCCUAAUGCUCACACAUGUUUGGAGAUUGUCAACCUGAGAUAUGGAAAGGCCACUCACAUACUAUACAUCUUCUUGUGUUUGGUGAAUAAUUUGCUAUCAUGCUCUUCUAUGAUUUUGGGUGCUUCUGGUGCCAUCACUGCUUUGACUGGUAUGCACAUUGUCGCUUCUACCAUGUUGAUUCCAUUCGGUGUGCUGUGUUACACCUUCUCCGGUGGUCUUAAGGGAACGUUCAUCACUGAGUAUGUUCACACCUUUAUCGCCUUGAUCAUCUUUGCCUAUUUCACAACUGCAUCCGUCGCCCACAACGAAAUCGGGAGUCUGGGAAAUCUUUAUGAUUUGGUGAAACAAUGGCAAGCUGACAACGAGUACUACAUCGAGGGUAACUAUCAAGGUUCCUUGCUCACCUUCAAGUCCCAAGGUGCCAUCAUUUUCGGUCUUAUUCAUUCUAUCGGUGACUUCGGUUUAGCUGUUAUGGACAGUGCCUUCUGGGCUAAAGCCUUUGCUGCUAAAACUGAAACCAUGGUUCCCGCUUACAUCAUUGGCUCCAUCACUAUUUACGCCUGUUCUUGGCCUUUGGGUACAGUUAUGGGUUUGAUUGGAGCUUACAUGUCGACUAAACCUAGUUUCCCCACUUAUCCUAACCCUAUGAAUGCUGACGAAAUUGCUAACGCUUUCCUGUUGCCCUACACUUUGAAGGCUUUACUAGGAAAUGGUGCUUGUGGUGCCCUGCUUUUAGCUCUUUAUAUGGCUGUCACAUCCACAGUCUCUUCUCAAAUGGUGUCUGUGAGUUCCAUUCUGAGUUUUGACGUUUACAGAACUUACAUUAAUCCUGAAGCUCAAAACAAGCAAAUGAUCAAAGUUACCCAUUUCGGAGUUGUCUUCUUUGGUUUGUUCUCCGCUGGAUUCUCUGUCAUGUUGCACUACGUUGGUGUAAGUUUGACUUGGAUGGGUUACUUCUACUCUAUGAUCAUUUGUGGUGGUGUCAUUCCUCUACUGCUGUCCAUUCUGUGGUCUAGACAGACCACUGUUGCAGCAUUUGUUGCUCCUAUUGCUGGUAUUAGUACCGGUAUUGCCACAUGGUUAUCUGUUGCCAAGACAAUGUACGGAGACUUGAGUGUUGCUUCGACUGGUCAACAACUGCCAUGUCUCUAUGGUGGUUUAGUAACCAUAUUCGUACCUGGUAUUGUCACGGUGCUUGUCAGUUUGCUAUACAAGCCAUACAAGUUUGACUGGGCCCGUCUUCAAGAUGCCACUUUGGUUGAAGGUGAGGAAGAUAGCAGUGAGAGUGAGUUUGAGAAAGACAACCUUUCACACUCUGAUGAAGAUAGGGAAAUUAAGGGAGUUGUUCCAGAGUACACCACUGAGAUUGGCUCCAUUGAAAGUCCUACUGACAGAGAAAAGGAACUGGUCAAGAUUAAGUUCUGGCUUAAGGUUGCAAGAAUAUACCUUGUGAUCAACGUUUUAGUCACUCAAGUUCUGUGGCCAAUGCCACUUUACAGAAACUGGAUCUGGAGUAGGUCAUUCUUCGAAGGAUGGGCAGGUGCCUCAAUUGGUAGUACUUACCUGGCUAUCGUGUUGGUGUGUAUCUACCCACUAUGGGAUGGAAGACAUGCGCUGAAGAAAGUAGCCUGCGGAGUAUAUCGUGAUUACAUCAAACGGGAGAACAAACAGGAGAACAAACAUCUGGUUGAGCCAGUGAUAGAAUCCAAAUAA
This is a messenger RNA of Komagataella phaffii GS115, 2055 nucleotides long. RefSeq lists its product as uncharacterized. Gene Ontology annotation, cellular component: plasma membrane. The record is from RefSeq and is a predicted model, not a curated record. Gene Ontology annotation, biological process: urea transmembrane transport. Lineage: Eukaryota; Fungi; Ascomycota; Pichiomycetes; Pichiales; Pichiaceae. Gene Ontology annotation, molecular function: urea transmembrane transporter activity. The transcript has a single exon. The coding region runs from base 1 to 2055 and encodes 684 amino acids.